AUGACCGACCUACCACUACAGAAUGGAAACCCACACUUCUUCCUUGUCCGACAGUGCCGGCGCAAGAAUUGUGACGUUCAGGAAGGAUCAGGCGCCGACUCACCUAUCUCUCCGACUACGCUUGCGCGAAUUCGGGGGAAAGAGGUGUUGUGUACUCGAGUUACGACCAGCCUCUGUCUAUCAAGCCGGCAGGUGAUUGUUAUUGGUUCCCACAUGGAGGUGUUCCGGUGGGAGAAUGUUGAACGGAGGAGGCGGGACAAGAUCAACAAUUGGAUCGUACAGCUGUCAAAAAUCAUUCCAGACUGCAAUACAGACAACACCAAGACAGGGGCGAGCAAAGGGGGCAUCCUCUCCAAAGCCUGCGACUACAUCCGGGAGCUGCGCCAGACGAAUCAGCGUAUGCAGGAGACGUUCAAGGAAGCCGAGAGGCUUCAGAUGGACAAUGACCUCCUACGGCAACAGGUAGCUCAGCCCAAAUUCUCAGCCCUCUCUCGCUUUAGGUUUGAGAUGGUGGCCAGCCACAAAGCCAAGUACAGGCAGUCCUCGACCUACACGGCCACGACGGAGGCCACAGUUUCUGUCGUUAAGGGAGACAUUCGUUUACAGCUUCGCCCCAUUUUGUGACCUUUCUGUUCUGACCUAGGCUUCCCCAUCAGC
Thamnophis sirtalis is the source of this 657-nucleotide messenger RNA. Lineage: Eukaryota; Metazoa; Chordata; Lepidosauria; Squamata; Natricidae. The record is from RefSeq and is a predicted model, not a curated record.